Strongyloides ratti is the source of this 558-nucleotide messenger RNA. RefSeq names its product Zinc finger, RING-type domain and Zinc finger, RING/FYVE/PHD-type domain-containing protein. NCBI's taxonomy places the organism in Eukaryota, Metazoa, Nematoda, Chromadorea, Rhabditida, Strongyloididae. The transcript has 2 exons. The record is from RefSeq and is a predicted model, not a curated record. The coding region runs from base 1 to 558 and encodes 185 amino acids.
AUGUCUUUUAAUACGGAUUGUUUUGUUUGCCUUCAAAGAAUGUCUCCAGAUAAUGUUAUUGCUAUAUCUUGUGGACACAUGUUAUGUAAAAAUUGCUUUCAUACUAUGUAUGAUAUUCAACGACAGGAAAGGAAAUGUGGAAAAUGUAGGAGGCCUUUUAUAUUUUGUAUAAAACUAUAUUUUGAAAUGAGUGGUGAUGAUGAUACAUUAAAUGAAGAUAAAUAUAUAAAAAAUGUUUCACCAAAUAUGAUGUUAGAUGAAUUAAAAAGAAUACAUAGUUAUUCAGAGAUAUUGUUAGAUGAAUUAAAGAAAAAACAGAAGGAUGUUUUUGAGAGAGAUUUAAAGAUUAUUCAAAAAGAUGCUGAAAUUAAAGUUUUACAAAAUGAAGUUGAUAAUUAUCGUCAUUCAUAUCUUUUACAAAAAGCUAAAAUAACAAAAUUAAGAAAUGAAUUAGUUGACUAUGCUGCAAUAGAAGGUCAGUUAAAUAGUAUAAUGAGUCAAAUUGAUGGUACUCUUAAUACUAUUACCAAUACUGGAGCAACAACAACAACAAAUUAG